AUGUUUCCUUGCGCUUCUGUUGCAGCAGUUGCUUCGAAAGUCGGCAGUGUCAUGGAUGUGGUCUACGGAGUGUUUGAAGACAGACAUGCGAAGCAGAAGCGAUGUUAUCCAGUCUGCUGCAUUCAGUUGUCCAUUUCCGAGACAUGCAGACGGUGGGAGAAGUGGUUCUAUACGUCUGAAAUUAUGCUGGCGAUUGAAUAUUUGCACAGGCUGAACAUCAUUUAUCGCGACCUGAAGCCCGAGAACAUUUUGCUAGACGCUGAAGGCCAUGUGAAACUCACGGACUUUGGCCUCAGCAAGGAAGGGAUUGAGGACAAUUUUUCAGCAAAAUCUAUGUGCGGUACCCCUGAGUACCUAGCACCGGAAAUUCUAGACAAGCGGGGCCACGGCAAGGCUGUCGAUUGGUACUCCUUGGGUGCACUGAUGUACGAGAUGCUCACCGGGCUGCCUCCGUUCUACACGCGAGACAGGGAUAAGCUCUUUGAGCGCAUCCGGCGGGGCGACCUGACGUAUCCGUCCUACAUCACGUCCAUUGCCAAAAACCUUCUUCAGCAGCUCCUCAUGGGAGUGCAGCGCCCAGACACAUCGGGCAGGUCUGAAGCCAGAGCGAAGUCCUUCGCAUCCCGCCGCCCUGAAGAAUUGGCCCAAAGGCUGCAAGGCGGCUCGGAGAGUUCCACGCAUGGAGUUUGGUCAACAUCGGCCACAGCCAUGGCACUGGAGCUCUGCCAGAGCAUCCUCCGUGGAACAUCAUCCCAAGCCACACUGUUGCAGCUGCUCAAACUUCCGGAGCGUCAACUUUCAAUCGUGGAGCCUUCGAGACUUUGUCGCGUGGUUUGGCUUCUGGGGAAGCAGCUCAAGAAGCAACCGGGAGCUGAUAUCCAUGAAGAGCCGGCCACUGGCAAAAUCCGUCCAGACGACAUAGGUCGGAAGCUGUUGCUUCAUCUGCGGCCCUUGUUGCAUUGCACCUCCAGCAAGGAUGUGGGGAAUGUUGCGUGGGCCUAUGCAAGAGCACACCUACUGGACGGUGACUUCAUGCGGAUUCUCUUGAGAUCCUACCAGGACUUCCCUCCCGGAGAUGCCGUGGCCUUGGCGAACCUUCUUUGGGCUGCAGCCUUGGCUGGUGUGGCACCAGAAUCAUUGCGAGCUGCGCUGGGAAAAGGGGCCGCGUUGCACGCGUUGGAUCGUCUGCAGGGAGCAGAAUUGGCUCGCUGCCUUUGGGCGCUGGGAUCCGUUCGACUUCGACAUGAUCUGUUUCUGCGUGCCCACGAGCUUUCAGCAAAUGCGAAGACCCAGGAUUUGUCCAACGUACUCUGGGCCUUGGCACGUGUCCAAUCUUCAAUUCCAGCUGUCCUGUUGAAGGAGCUUGAGGGUCGAAGGCCACUGGCCAUGAGCGAACUGGUUGCUUCCACCUGGGCUCUCGCGGAGCUCCGUUUGGCUUCCAGCGCCAUCUGGCCGAGCGUCACGGAAUCUCUGGAGCUCUACCCACGCACUUCGCGUGCAUCGAGCUCGCUCUUGCGAGCACAUGCUGUAAUCAUGGCACCACCGCCACCGGCACUUCAGAAGCUUGACCUCCAAGGUGCCAGCCCGCAGACCCUCGCCAACUCACUCUGGGCCCUGGCCAAGUUGCAACUCUCAUUCAGUGUCGAUGAGGUUGAAGACGUGUUGCGAUUUCUAAACACGCAACCGAGCGCUUUUAAGCCCCAAGAAUUCAGCAGCUGCCUCUGGGCGAUUGGGAGCAUGGACAACGAGGUUGCCGUGGUUGCAUUUUUUGAGAAACUGCAGCCUCCAAAUUUCCAGUGCUUCGAGGAUCAUCACCUGUCGCAGGUGGCCUGGGCGUUCGCUUCUGCUGGGGUGGGACGCGAAGAUGUGAUGAACCCACUCGCUGAAGAGAUCGUGCAGCGCCAAAGCUUCGGCCUGCAAGCCCUGGCGAAUAUCAGCUGGGCCUAUGCUUCUCUGGACAUGAUGGAUGUCACGCUUGCCACGCACUUGCUGACGGUGACAGAGAGGCUUUUAAACAGCGCGACCGUACAGGAUGCAGACUCGUUGCUCGGACUCCUUUGGGCUCACCGGAGUCGCGCCGAAGGCCAAGCUACGCAUGGCGAGUCCGUGCUUGCUAUCGCAAAUCGGCUGCGCCAGCUGGGCAUGGAUUUGGAUGCGAGGCGGAGCAAGACUCAGAAGCUGCAGAGAAUCAGUGAACCAAAUCGUGCUGAGACGGAUAGCGAGCCCAGGGUAGUUCUGCAAGUGCCAGGAGUUGUGGUCCUCUUCAAGCCUUCAGAUUGGGAGGUAGACACAGGAGGCACUACACAUGGUAAGGCUCUGUCUGGCUUCAGCCAGAUGUUCGGUCUCGGACUCGGUGAAACUCCCGGCUUCAUCAGCCGGCUCGAUACUCCUUCGAGCGGUCUUGUAUUCCAGGCCACAAGCUUUGAGAGCCUUUUCGUUCUGCAAGCACAGCGAGAGCUGGGAGAUCUGGAACGGGACUAUGUGGCGCUGUGCUUAGGCUGGGUGCCAGGCGAUGGUGAGAUUUCCCUUCGGCUGCGGAAGGUGGGCCAAACAUCUGUUGUGUCAAGCUAUGGGCGACCUGCGCUGAGCAGGGUGAAGGUUCUCGCGCACCUGUCUCAUAUUGGGCAGCAAGUCUCCUUCAUCGCAAUUCGGAUCGAAUCCGGCCGCAUGCACCAGAUUCGAGCGCACUUGGCACACUUAGGCUUCCCAGUGUGUGGGGACAUGCGAUACAACCCGGAAGGGGCAGCGAAAUUCCGAGUGGGGCCCGGGAGGCCCGCGUCCGGAUGGCCCAGUGGCCACUGUCUACAUCGUUACCGCGUAGCCUUCAACGACCUCGCUGGGCAGCGCCAAGAGGUCAUUGAGCCGUUGCCGCGGCAGCUGUGCUCGUUUCUUGAGGGGCUCCAAGAGCACCAGGGCGGCGAGAAUCUAAAGGCGUGGCUUUCCCCCUCUCCGCUUCAGCCUCUUCAGAGCUGGGAAGCUCUGCAUAGAAGCUGGGUGCCUUGUGAACCAUUGCCUGCCGAAAAAGGCGAUCCAGCAAGGCGAAGAGACAACAUAGACUGGAGAAACGGAGCUUCAGAGAGCCACCAGAAAUCUGCUAAGGAUCCGACCAAAAGACUUGGUGGUGGCCCCAAA
Messenger RNA from Symbiodinium necroappetens, 3132 nucleotides. The record is from the annotation of a GenBank genome assembly. Lineage: Eukaryota; Dinophyceae; Suessiales; Symbiodiniaceae.